This is a messenger RNA of Paraglomus occultum, 1086 nucleotides long. The record is from the annotation of a GenBank genome assembly. NCBI's taxonomy places the organism in Eukaryota, Fungi, Glomeromycota, Glomeromycetes, Paraglomerales, Paraglomeraceae.
AUGCCAUCACCUACUCAUCCCCCACAAAAUUUAGCCGCCGCGCUUCCCUUCGAAGUCUUAGAGAUGAUCAUAAAUGAUCAUUUGUGUGAAAAUGAAUACACCGUCAUCCGAGUUCCUCGACGGAAGGCCCUUAUGAACACAGCUCUUGUAAAUAAAAAUUGGUUUAAUCUGAGCAUGCGAAUUUUGUGGAGUACUAUUUUCGAAAACGGCUUUACCUUGUCGACCCUGGAAAUUCUAUUAAGAUGCUUACCGGCAGAGACUAGGCGAGACCUGGGAAUUUACGAAUUACUUCCUACAGGACCUUUGCUGACAUCCUAUGGCAUAUACGUAAAAUCCAUAUUACUGGAAAUGCUGUUCUGUUUCGUCGAUAGAUGGCUCGGAGAAAACCUGCCUGACAGCAACACGCCAAAGAAAAAGAGAGCAAUCGUGCGCGCUCUACUUGAAUUUUUUAACACGCAUAACAAUAGCGGCUUGAAUAAGUUGGAGAUAGCCGGGCUUCACAUUAACCGAUUAUGGGCGAGAAAUUACGAAGUAAUAUUUGAUUCCAGUAAUUGGAUUGAAAAUCUGCAGGUAUUUGUGAUUAGAGCUGCAUUCGAUAGUACCAGUUUUAUAAACCGACUAGCUGAUGUUUGCACAAAAAUUACCACACUAGAGAUUGACUAUUUCAACUUCGACGGAGCUCCCGAAACAGACGAGAUAAAGGCAGCCUUGAGACUAAUAACUGCUCAAAAAAAAUUGCGUUCUCUUACCUGGAGUAGCGUCGUGAGCGUUGACCCUACAAAACUUCUUAACGCAUUAUCCAGUAUCUCUCGUACUCUAGAACACAUUGAAAUUGAACAUACGGAUUUCAGUAAUGUCCUGUCAUUAUGUCCUCUUGCCCAAUGUUCAAACUUGGAGACAAUGGUGUUCAAAGAAUGCAAGAAUAUCAGUGAGCAGGCUGUGCAAACGUUAGAAGCGCAACAAAAAUUAACAAAAUUAAAAGAAGUUAAGUUAAUUCGUUGUAGCCAUUUCGAAGCUCUGCAAUCAUUUGCGAGUCGGAGAAACGUCCUGCAACAAGGCAUGACUUUUGAUUUGCCACUUUACUAA